GGUCGGAAGACCGACGCAUCUCUUUCUCUCUCUCUCCCCCGACCCCCCAACCCUAAAUCCAAAGUGCUGCUCACAUGAGGAGGAACAGGAGUCGGAAAGAAGCAACCAGAUAUUGUUGGUGCCAGGUGCAGCUUUUUAAGGGGCCCAGUUCUGAGGGAGCAGAAACACAAGAGGAGUUUAUUGUACUUUGAAUCCUCAGAACCUAAGAUUCUUUAUUAUCAACCUUCAUUAGAGGGAGGAGGAAUAUAAAGUCUGUCCCCCACAUUACUUUACUCUUCAGAGCAGUAGUUAGGCAUCACCCAUUGGGGUACCAGGAUAAUACAGUUCACAUGACAGCUUCUUUCUUUUGGAGGCUCUGUGACCAAACCAAGCUUGAAGAGCUAAAAGUCACUGAGAGGACUUGAUUACCUCCCUGGGGUGGGGUGGGGAGAAAAAGAGAAGGUCCCAAGAAAAGCCUAUUCGCAUUGAAGGAAGAUUGAAGCAACAGUCUCUGGAUAUUGCUGCUCUUCCCACCCCCAAGCGUUGGACAUUCCUUUCAAAGGAGACCUGACGUCUGUGGGACUAGUUCAAGAUGUGUAGUUCGGUUGCUCCCAGGCUCUGGUUUUUAACGGAUCGUCGUAUUAGGGAAGACUACCCUCAACAACAAAUCCUGAGAGCACUCAAGGCCAAAUGUUGUGAAGAGGACCUGGACUUCCGAGCUUUGGUGAUGGAUGAAGUGGUCCUGACCAUUGAGCAAGGAAACCUUGGUCUUCGAGUCAACGGGGAACUCAUCACUGCUUACCCACAGGUAGUGGUGGUGCGUGUGCCAACACCAUGGGUCCAAAGUGACAGUGACAUUACAGUUCUUCGCCAUCUUGAGAAGAUGGGCUGCCGGCUCAUGAAUCGUCCCCAAGCCAUACUUAAUUGUGUCAAUAAGUUCUGGACUUUCCAGGAGCUAGCUGGCCAUGGUGUGCCUCUUCCAGACACCUUUUCCUAUGGUGGUCAUGAAAAUUUUGCCAAAAUGAUUGAUGAAGCAGAAGUGUUGGAGUUCCCCAUGGUUGUGAAGAACACACGUGGUCAUAGAGGUAAAGCUGUGUUUCUGGCAAGAGACAAGCACCAUUUGGCAGACUUGAGCCAUCUAAUUCGUCAUGAGGCCCCUUAUCUAUUCCAAAAAUAUGUUGAAGAAUCCCAUGGCAAAGAUGUUCGUGUCAUCGUAGUGGGAGGUCGUGUGGUGGGCACUAUGCUGCGUUGCUCAACAGAUGGUAGAAUGCAGAGCAAUUGCUCUCUUGGUGGCAUAGGAAUGAUGUGCUCGCUGAGUGAACAAGGCAAGCAGCUGGCAAUCCAGGUGUCUAACAUCUUGGGGAUGGAUGUAUGUGGCAUCGACCUCCUCAUGAAGGAUGAUGGCUCGUUCUACGUCUGCGAGGCCAAUGCAAAUGUAGGUUUCAUUGCCUUUGACAAGGCUUGUAAUCUAGAUGUAGCUGGUAUCAUAGCGGAUUAUGCCGCUUCCCUUCUUCCCCCCGGUCGCUUGACACGACGCAUGUCCUUGCUCUCUGUGGUGUCCACGGCUAGCGAGACUAGCGAGCCAGAGCUGGGCCCUCCAGCUAGCGCCACUGUCGAUAAUAUGAGCGCCAGCUCCAGCUCUGUCGACAGCGACCCUGAAACCACAGAGAGAGAGUUGCUCACCAAGCUCCCGGGGGGUAUAUUCAACAUGAACCAGCUAAUAGCCAAUGAGAUUAAGCUCCUGGUGGAGUGAUGCCACAUGUAAAUAAAUAUGACCAACUUUCUUGUACAUUUUUUUUUUUAAAAAAAAAACAACUACUUGUAGUGCUGUAUAUCAGAAGCAGCUUAUGGAGGUGAAGGGAGGUUUUAGUCUGGGGAUCAAGAUCAAAACGCAUGUUCUGUGAAUGCUGCUUUUUUGCUACUUAUUGAUUUUGCAGAACAUACGUUUAGUUGAUAUUUUUGACAGCCAAUUUCCCUUUGGUAAUGCCCAGUUAAGAACCUGCAUUUGUGUGGGGGAGGGGGUCGAAACCUUUGUGACAUUAGGGAUGCCACUGUGAUUUUUAAACUCAUUGCAGAGCAUGUGGGUUCAUAGGGAAGUGAUUCAGCUUGAUUUGUGCUUUCGGAACUUAGAAGUUUUAAUUCUCCAAAAGCAUUUGUAAACUAUUGUCUGUAACCAUCCCCUCACCUCAUUAGCGCUCAGUCCUAUUGGUUAUUUUAUACCCCUUGCUUUUUGUCCCAUUAGGAGUUUAUAGGUUAGGGCAGCCAAUUUCUGUUUCAUCCAAAGGUUCUAAAUAUCGGCAUUUCCCAUCUAACAUCUGUAGGAUCUGUGAGAAUUCGCAUCCCUGACAAACAGUCUGUAAUGGCCUCAAAAGUCUGGCCCUUAAAGCAAUUAAACAGGGUGCAGCAUUUAUUAGUUCAGCAUGAGCUUUUGAACCAAACCUGUGACUUCUGCCAUUUCAGUAUUAACAGAUGGGUUUAUGUCCAUACAUUUAUAUUUAAAACAAACCACUUUCUUUCGGAGAAAGAUUUUAGUAUGUGUGGAUUUUUAAGAAAUUAUUUUAAUUCCUGGGGUCGGGGGAGAAGGUAUGUCUAAAUUUCAGUCUUGUUCAUUGAUGGCAGAAGUGGCAUGUUUUCUUUUGCGCAAAAGGCAAAGAUAAACAGCACUGUUAACUUUUGGUGUACAAAAUAAUGUUUAAUCCGAUGUGAAAAAGAAUAACACUAGUUUAAAACAAAUGUGCAUUGACUUGUAUUUGUUAGUGUUUUAGUCCUUUUUGCAAGAUAUAUGCUAUGUUAAUGUUUCAUUUUUAAUACAUGCUCGUCCAACACUUCCUUCUCCAUGCCUGCAUCUUUAACAGUGGCCAAACUUGAAAAUACCCAUACUGUUUAACAUCACCAACUAUUUAACAAACAAAAACUAGACACUUUUUUUUAUCUGUUACCCUGAAAAAUGUGGGAGGGGGUGUGGAGGAGGGUUGAAGUGGUUGCAAAAUUCACAACCACCUUGGAGUAAACGUAAUGUGUUACUACUAUUAGUAACGUUUCUCUAUAGAACACAUUAAAAUCUAAAGUGACUUCCUAAGAAUAAAUCCUGAAGAGAAAUAAAGCAGGUUUUGGGCAACAACAUCGGACACUUUGCUAGUAAGGCCCAGCCAGAAUGGGAAUAUGAUUUAAGGCCACACUUCUGUGGAUCUCAGGCCCCUAUGUAUGUGUCUGUAUUUUGCUUUGUUUUGUCAUUGGUUUUUUGUCUGUCCAGUUCGUCACUCUUUUUUCCAGAAUGCCUGAUGAUCUCCUCUCCCAACCCCUACCCAACCCUGAUACUUCUGGCUGUGCAUUUUCUUAUUAAAUUUGAUAAAAGAA
This is a messenger RNA of Lacerta agilis (Sand lizard), 3336 nucleotides long. It is a transcript of the gene RIMKLB, whose product is annotated as ribosomal modification protein rimK like family member B. The transcript has 7 exons. Lineage: Eukaryota; Metazoa; Chordata; Lepidosauria; Squamata; Lacertidae. Bases 572 to 1732 code for a protein of 386 amino acids. The record is from RefSeq and is a predicted model, not a curated record. Gene Ontology annotation, biological process: protein modification process. Gene Ontology annotation, molecular function: metal ion binding; ATP binding; ligase activity, forming carbon-nitrogen bonds. Gene Ontology annotation, cellular component: cytoplasm.